AUGCAAUCCUACACGAAAUCCCACACUCGAGAUAUAAUCAAACCCCGACAUUCUCAAAAGUCCAAAAAGAAAGCCCCUUCCCCCAGACCAAGUCCACGCAUCUCAAGAGCACACUUUGAUACAAGAAGCAAACGUAUCCAGCCAACAUGGGAUGAGCUCUCGCCCGUGGCAGUGAGGGCAGUCACCGCCAUAGUCAGGAUGGGUGCUACAGAUGAUCUCGAAAGAACACACCUGUACCACUUCAAGAAUCGACCAAACUCGACUCAACCCCACAACCCUAUCCCCCGGCAGCGCAAACCUUUUGCCCACCCCCCGUACUCACCACGUACACUCAUCAAGGCCUCAAACACUUGCAACGCCGACAAUGCGCAUGUCUCCCUUCAUUAA
This is a messenger RNA of Plenodomus lingam JN3, 387 nucleotides long. The record is from RefSeq and is a predicted model, not a curated record. Lineage: Eukaryota; Fungi; Ascomycota; Dothideomycetes; Pleosporales; Leptosphaeriaceae.